AAAACACAUCAAGACCCAUAGUCACCUAGCCUCACUGCAAUACAAAAAUGCUCCUCAAGAUCCCCUUCAUGCUCACCCUCGGCAUGGCCUCCGUGUCUGCCGUCACAGCGGCCGCCUCGGACAUGCCCCACGGCGUCUGGCCCGGCUUCUGCUGCUUCACCCUCGCCGAGGCCGGCACCGGCACCGGCGGCAGCAGCAGCAAUCCCAUGCAGUUCGACGACAAGGGCGGCUACCACGGCGAUGCCGUCCUCGGCGUGCCCGACCGGGAGACGGGAUGGUUCUGCAUCAACCUCUCCGCCGAGAACAAGGUCCUCUUCGGCGACGGCGACGGCGCGUGCAUCGUCACCGGCGGCGGCGACGACCUGCGCUUCACCUGUCUCGAUCCCACGCCGGGCUUCACACAGUACGCGCUCGUCGCGGGGUCUGACGGCCGGACGAUGCUCUCCGUCGAUGGCAGCUUCGACCUCAAGGCGUGCCCGAACACGCACGGUCCCGCGGGCGAGAGGAUCUACGGCAGGGACAAGACGGGCGAGGGCUGCAGGACGGUCCAGUUCGUGACCAAGGACCUCGCGGGGACAUGUCAGGAUUUCAAGGGCUAGCUUUAAUGAGAUGUCAAGUAAACGAGUUCGGGGACGAAGAGAGGGAAUAAGGCUCUUAUGGGAUGAAGUUGUGGUCCGCAGAUAUGCUAUGCCUUGAAGAUGGACGCAAAUCACAGCUUUGCUGUAGCCCCCUCCGUACCAUAUACGAUGGCCAAAUCCUUCUCCAGCUCCUCCUUGGGGCUGCCCCGCG
Messenger RNA from Purpureocillium takamizusanense, 789 nucleotides. RefSeq lists its product as uncharacterized. The transcript has a single exon. NCBI's taxonomy places the organism in Eukaryota, Fungi, Ascomycota, Sordariomycetes, Hypocreales, Ophiocordycipitaceae. The record is from RefSeq and is a predicted model, not a curated record. Bases 48 to 599 code for a protein of 183 amino acids.